Asterias rubens (European starfish) is the source of this 3283-nucleotide messenger RNA. RefSeq names its product exocyst complex component 3-like. Bases 180 to 2390 code for a protein of 736 amino acids. The record is from RefSeq and is a predicted model, not a curated record. Gene Ontology annotation, molecular function: SNARE binding. The transcript has 24 exons. Gene Ontology annotation, cellular component: exocyst. Lineage: Eukaryota; Metazoa; Echinodermata; Asteroidea; Forcipulatida; Asteriidae. Gene Ontology annotation, biological process: exocytosis; exocyst localization.
CGGUCGUAGACGAAAUUUGACUACAGCUUGAAAUUGGUACUAAAAAUAUUGUAUGUCACCUGACAAAAACAGGCGUGUACGGUUUGUAAUCAACUGCUGGGAGAAAACAACAACAUUUAAGUUAAUUAGUGCUCAUCUUUUCCUGUGUACUCUGUAGCUGUUUGAUACAAGAAUUUGCAAUGAACGAGGAAGAUUUCAGCAAGGCGGAGAUUGACGCCAUUGAAGCAGCUUGUAAACGAAUUGAAAAUAUGAUGAAGAGGCCGGAUCAGCUGGAGCGAGUGGAACAGAUACGACGUAGAGAGGCAAGGAAGAAGGCCUCCGUUGAAGCAAGGUUAAAGACAGCUAUGCAGUCUCAGCUAGAUGGAGUUCGAACUGGAUUAACUCAACUACAGAGCGCCCUCUCGGGUAUCAGGGAUGUUAGGAAAUGGAUCCAGGAGGUUGAUGGCAAAUAUCGAGAGUGUGCUGAGUUAUCAUCUAAGCUUGGUGAAGUCAAAGAUGUCGCCCAGCAACACAGUCAGCUUGCAGCCGCAGUGGAGAACCUUAAGCACAUCUUCACUGUACCGGAGAACAUUUGCAAGACAGAGAAAUACAUCAGUGAUGAGAAGUUAUUGGCUGCUCAUAAGGGGUUGAUGGAGUUGGAAAGUUCAAGAGACGAUCUUUUGUACGAGCUUCACAAACAUCCGUCUGAGAAUCCUACGGAUGAUCAUUUGCUGAAGCAAUACUUCUCUGAAGUUGAAAAGCUCUCGGAUAUGUUGUACAGACAACUCAAGUUGAUACUACAUAGAGUGCUUAAUGCUGCCAGAGAGAGUCCUUCACUGGUAACCACAGCUGUUCGUAUCAUAGAGAGAGAAGAAAGAAUAGACAAGAAGAUGUUAGAUCGUGAGAAGAUGGCAGGAUUCAAGGCUCCAGGAAGACCUAAGAACUGGAAGAAUAAAUGCAUGGAAGAACUCAAACAUCUUGCUCUCGUCAGAAUUGAAGGGAGUCAGCUUGAGGAUCGGACAAUAGAUAAGAUGUGGUUAGUGCGGCAUCUUGAACUGAUUCGUCAGAACUUGGUGGGAGAUCUCAGAGUAGUUAAGUUCCUGCUCGGGCCCUGUUUCCCUCCACAUUACAACAUCUUUGAAUAUUUUGUCAAGAUGUAUCAAGAAUGCCUCGCUUCACAUUUACAAGAUAUGAUAUCGGAGGAGUUGGAACCAAAUGAAAUCAUCUCAUUACUCACAUGGCUGAAUGAGUAUCGAGGACCAAUGAUGAUGAGUAACAGUGAGUUGGGGCUUGACGUCUCCAAGUUGCCCCCAUUGCUUCCUGCAAGAACAGUGGAAGAUUUACAACAGCAGUAUCUGAAAACCCUUCAUACCAAUAUUCAGAAGUGGAUGGGGAACGCUCUGCAGACUGAUGUUAAGGACUGGCACACUGAGUCUGAACCAGUCAGUGAUGGAGAGGGUUACUAUCGUACACAGCUUCCAGUCAUCAUCUUCCAAAUGAUUGAACAAAACCUUCAAGUCUCCAACCAGAUCAGCACUGAUCUGACCACCAAGGUUGUACUGCUGUGUGUGGAAGAACUCCAGAUGUUCAUUGACACUUACAAACUUAACAUACAUUCCUACAAGAUAAAGCAUCAAGCUGAUCGAAGUCAGCCAAGGUUCUAUUUCCAAUACAUGGUUGCCAUAGUAAACAACUUCAUGUUGUUUAUUGAAUUUACCAAACAACUUGAGAGGAGGCAUCUGAACCUGGCGUCAAGCGAAGCAGGCUCCACAACCUUUGUCCAGAAUCUAGCUGACGCCUUCACUAGACUAAGUAUGGAAACUAUGGGAGACUUGUGUGGGGAGAUUUUCAUGGACCUUCAGCCUCAUCUACAACAACUUCUAACAAGAACGUGGCUUCAGUUGCAGUCGUCAUCAGCUAUCGACACUGUGUGCGUGACCAUUGAGGACUAUUACAGAGACUUCUUACAUCUUAAGAAAAACUUCUUUGAACCUCUGGUGCGGCAGCUUGAGAGGCAGCUGGUGGUGGAGUACCUCAAAGCCUUGGUGGAACGGCGUAUGACUUUUAAAAGUUAUGAGGAACGUAAGAUGGCUGCGGACAGGAUGGUUAAAGAAUCGGAGCAAAUCGAAGCGCUCUUUGAUCGCAUUUUAAGACACCAGGAACAGUCUCCAUGCGUUGCGAUCCCAAUGAUGGCUGAGCUCAUCAAGAUGAUGGAUACCUCUCUAUUGUCCUUAGAGAUCUCUGGCUUGGUCCAUAAAUAUGCGGACGUCCGCUUUGACCAUCUGGUCAACCUACUGGUUAUGAGAGGAGACAUUACUGUCGGUAACGCUAAGCAGGUUGUAGAGGACACACUUGGUGAUGAAACCACACGUAAGAAGACUCCCAAGACAAUCUUCUCAUUAGUUAAAUAAAUCAUCUACAAGAUUGAAUAAAGGCCAUACUUCAUACUUCCUGCAAAUGCAAUUUAGAAAAACGUAAAAGCGUGAACAACUACAAUUUGGUCGUGUGUGUAUAUUUAGCCUGGUUCAUGCUUCCAGCGAAUGUGAAUGCGUAACGAAUUUUUACGUCACAUGGCUGUUUUUUCAGGGAAUGUUUCGCAGGAGUUGAGCACAAGUCAGCAAUAAAAUUUUUGACUUCACAUUGCUGUGUUUGCAGCAAAUGUUAUGAAUUUCAACGUCACAAAUUAGCAAUGAAUAAUUCAGAACAAUUAACUUGUGCUCAACUCCUGCGAAACAUGCACUACGAAAACAGCCCUUUGACGUCAACAUUCGUAUCGCAAUCGCAUUCGCAGGAAGUAUGAAGCGGGCUUAAGGAGUCGAAGGCUAUUCCGAUGCUCAGAUGAUGAUGAGCAGCCAUCCAAAUCAGGAGGUGCUGGGACCUUAAGCUUGCAUAAACCCUUCUGCUACCAACAUAGUUCUAUCAUUGGCUGAGAAUUGUGCGCAGCGUAUAUGCGUGCGCGUUUUCUUUAUUUGAACUCGGCAAUCGCGGCCGAAGCAUGGGGUCUGUGAAGACCUAUCGUUGGCUUAGAGUUAUGCGUGACGUGUACAGGCAUGCAUGUUACCAUUGUUUGGCCUCGGCGAUGGUCGCUAACAUUAAGGGUUUAUUGAGCAUAUCAUGACUUGUCCGGUGAGAAGGUAAACAAAACAAAACAACAUUGUGUAUUGUAGUCAUUGUACAAAAAAAAAGAAUUGUAUUUUAACACAAUUUUAUGAACCACCUAAACUUCAGCUAAUAUUCAAAUAUUUUGGCACUGGACACUUUUGGUAAUUAAUUCAAAAUAAUUAGCAUAACAACUUAUUUGGUA